UCCUCAUCUGAGUGACCUAAACGAUCGUAUUCAAGCGCUUUAUUGACAUGUGUUAAUAAACAGGCAAAAUAAACUGUUUUUAUUUUGUUUCAUAGUAAAUUAAAGAUACAUAAAUGACGGAUUAUAAAGAAGAACAACACCAUGAACUUGAGGCGUUAGAGUCAAUUUAUCCGGAUGAAUUGAAAGUUAUUGAGACCUCACCAUAUGCUGUCUUUGAACUUCGUAUGGCAUCUCAGAAGUCUGAGCACGGUGAUGAUGAUGAAGAAGCAUUGGUGACAGUGAGGUUUGCUUACACUGAGAAAUACCCAGAUGAAGUCCCAGUUGUGGAAAUCACAGAAUCGGAAAAUCUGGAAGAUGAUCAACUCAAUGAACUGUUAAACAUGCUUCACACACAGGCUGAGGAGAACUUGGGAAUGGCGAUGGUGUUCACCUUGGUGUCUGCUGUGCAGGAGGAACUUACCACUCUGAUCGAACAGAGCAAACAAAGAAGAUUAGAUGCCGAGGAGAAACGUAAACAGGAGGAGGAAGAAUUAGAAAGGAAAAAGUUUGAAGGUACCCGUGUGACGAUAGAAAAUUUUCUGGCUUGGAAGACCAAAUUUGAUGCUGAAAUGGCUGAACUUUGCAAACAGAAGAAUGACAACGAGACUGCAAAAUCAAAAUUAACAGGAAAAGAAUUAUUUUUAAAGGAUGCUUCUAUGAUGGAAUCAGAUGUACAAUUUUUACAACAAGAAGGAGAAUCAGUGGAAGUUGAUGAGUCAUUGUUCCAGGAUAUGGAUGACCUUGACCUUGCUGAUGAAGAUGAUGAACUAGCUGGUGUUGAUGAUUAGAUGCAAUAAAUUAUAUAUUUUUCCUUUUAA
Messenger RNA from Mercenaria mercenaria, 857 nucleotides. Its product is annotated as RWD domain-containing protein 1-like. Lineage: Eukaryota; Metazoa; Mollusca; Bivalvia; Venerida; Veneridae. The record is from RefSeq and is a predicted model, not a curated record. The coding region runs from base 114 to 827 and encodes 237 amino acids. The transcript has 7 exons. Gene Ontology annotation, molecular function: protein binding. Gene Ontology annotation, biological process: cytoplasmic translation.